AUGGUGCUGAAACUAUCUCCCGGCCACAGAAUCUGUCUAGUCAAUAACCAGAUAUUCAAGUCUCCAUCUAUCAGUCGGAUGUUGAAAAAGUGCAACUGCUUGUUUGGUCGGACUGGACUUCCUUUUCGUAUCAUAAAAAAGGUUCGCCUCAAUAUGUCUAGUGAGAGGAUGACCAGAAAGAGCAGGUUUGGGAGCUGCAUGCGUCCUUGCACUGACAUUAUGACCCUAUGGCUGCUCUUCGUCCCAGUCACUCUCAGCGCCCAGGACCCAGAAGUCGGGAAGAGAGUUCUGUUGUCUAUGAACUCGGUUCAACGCUCAGUAGCUCGCAUGGACGGCGAUGUGAUCAUUGGGGCUCUCUUCUCCGUGCACCACCAGCCGCCGGCGGAGAAGGUGCCCGAGAGGAAAUGUGGGGAAAUUCGAGAGCAGUAUGGGAUCCAGCGGGUGGAAGCCAUGUUCCACACUCUGGAUAAAAUCAACGCCAACCUCAACCUCCUGCCCAACAUCACCCUGGGUUGCGAGAUCCGAGACUCUUGCUGGCACUCGUCGGUUGCCCUCGAACAAAGUAUUGAGUUUAUUCGAGACUCCCUCAUCUCGAUGAGGAACGAGAGGGAUGGACUGACCCAAUGUCUCGAAGGUCCUGGGUCAGAGGCCAAGACCCCCAUAGCUGGGGUCAUUGGGCCAGGCUCCAGUUCUGUGGCUAUCCAGGUACAGAACCUUCUGCAGCUCUUCAACAUCCCCCAGAUUGCCUACUCCGCCACUAGCAUCGACCUGAGUGACAAGACACUAUUCCAAUACUUCCUCCGGGUUGUUCCUUCAGAUACCCUCCAAGCCAGGGCCAUGUUGGAUAUUGUACAGAGGUACAACUGGACCUAUGUGUCUGCUAUACACACUGAAGGAAACUACGGAGAGAGCGGAAUGGAGGCUUUCAAGGAGUUAGCUGCACAGGAGGGACUAUGCAUUGCACAUUCAGGUAAAAUCUACAGCAAUGCCGGGGAGAAAACCUUUGACAGACUGCUGAGAAAAUUAAGGGAAAGGCUGCCUAAAGCGAGAGUUGUUGUCUGCUUCUGUGAGGGGAUGACGGUGAGAGGCCUGCUUAUGGCAAUGAGAAGACUUGGGGUCCUGGGAGAGUUUCUACUGAUUGGCAGUGACGGCUGGGCGGACCGCGAGGAAGUGAUUGAAGCCUAUGAGCAAGAGGCGGUGGGAGGCAUCACAAUCAAGCUGCAGUCCGCUGAGGUCACCUGGUUCGAUGACUACUACCUGAAGCUGAAGCUGGACAGCAACACCCGCAACCCGUGGUUCCCCGAGUUCUGGCAGCACCGCUUCCAGUGCCGUUUGGAAGGGCAUCCUCAGGAGAACCAAGCUUUUAAAAGGCUCUGCACAGGGAAUGAAAGCUUAGCAGAAAAUUACGUGCAAGACAGCAAGAUGGGUUUCAUCAUUAAUGCCAUUUAUGCCAUGGCCCAUGGGUUGCAUGACAUGCACAAAGCUCUCUGUCCAGGUCAUUCGGGACUAUGUGAAGCAAUGAAGCCCGUUGAUGGUAACAAAUUGCUGCAGUUUCUAAUAAAGACUUCAUUCAUUGGAGUUUCUGGUGAGGAAGUGUGGUUUGAUGAGAAUGGAGAUUCUCCAGCAAGGUAUGACAUUAUGAAUCUCCAAGUUACAGAGAAUGGUAUAUAUGACUAUGUUAACAUUGGGACGUGGUAUGAAGGAUGGCUGGACAUAGACGACAACAAGCUUCAGAUGAACAUGACCAAGAUGGUGCGUUCUGUCUGUAGCGAGCCCUGCAUCAGAGGACAGAUCAAGGUUAUUCGGAAGGGCGAGGUGAGCUGCUGUUGGAUCUGCACAAAUUGCAAAGAGAAUGAGUACAUGCAGGAUGAGUUCACGUGCAGGGCCUGUGAGCUAGGCUGGUGGCCGAAUGAUGACCUCACAGGUUGUAAGAGAAUUGACGUGAAGCACUUGAGGUGGAGUGAUGUGGAGUCUGCUAUUGCUGUGGUGUUCUCCUGUUUAGGGAUCCUUGCCACCAUGUUUGUCACUCUUAUCUUCGUGCUGUACAGGGAUACGCCAGUGGUCAAGUCCUCCAGCCGCGAGCUCUGCUACAUCAUCCUGGCUGGCAUCUUCCUGGGCUACAUCUGUCCGUUCACGUUGCUGGCCAAGCCCACCAUAGCCUCCUGCUACUUCCAGAGGAUCCUGGUUGGGCUUGCUGCCGCCAUGUGUUACUCUGCCUUGGUGACCAAAACUAAUCGCAUCGCCAGGAUCCUGGCUGGCAGCAAGAAGAAGAUCUGCACCCGCAAGCCCAGGUUCAUGAGUGCCUGGGCCCAGUUGGUGAUCGCUUUCAUCUUGAUCAGUGUUCAGAUGACCAUAGUGGUCACACUGCUGAUCCUGGAGCCCCCUACGCCCGUCCUCUCCUAUCCGAGCAUCGAUGAAGUCUUCUUAAUCUGCAACACAAGCAACCUGGGUGUAGUAGCCCCUCUAGGGUACAACGGGCUUCUCAUCAUGAGCUGUACCUACUAUGCCUUCAAGACCAGGAACGUUCCCGCAAAUUUUAAUGAAGCCAAAUACAUAGCCUUCACCAUGUACACAACAUGUAUUAUAUGGCUGGCCUUCGUCCCCAUCUACUUUGGCAGCAACUACAAGAUUAUCACGACCAGUUUCUCGGUUAGCUUAAGUGUGACUGUGGCCCUGGGCUGUAUGUUCACCCCGAAGAUCUACAUCAUCAUCGCCAAGCCGGAGCGCAAUGUUCGUAGCGCCUUCACGACCUCAGAUGUCGUGCGCAUGCAUGUAGGUGAUGGAAAAGCUGCCUGCAGGUCUAACAGCCUGCUCGACAUGUUUAAGAGGAAAAAAACUGUGGCUGGCAAUGCAAGUUCCAAUGGGAAGUCUGUGUCAUGGUCUGAACCAGGAACCGGACGGCCAGCGAAGGGACAACACAUGUGGCAUAGACUGUCCGUCCAUGUGAAGAGCAAAGAUGUUGCAUCUAAUCAGACAGCUGUAAUCAAACCCCUGACUAAACCAUAUCAGAAUCAGAUUAAAAACCUCAGCUUCUCAGACACCAGCACAAAAGCCCUUUACAAUGUUGUGGAAGAGGAUGAAAGUGAUCCCUUGAGACUCGACAUUCCCAAUAGUCCAGAGAUGAUGUUGCAGAGACGAGCAAUGUCUAUCACGCAGCUUAAGGAAGUAGAAGAUCCCCAAUUUUUCAUUUCUGAUCAGUUGCAAAAAGGUGUUUCUUCACAGCAGUCUUUAAUGGAUCACUUGCACGGAGUGGUCAAUACAUUUACAACCAACAUGACUGACCUUAAUUCAGUGCUUACUGUACCAGUGCCAGGGAAUGGGGUGAAGUCACUGUACCAGUUGGAUCAACAGGUGCUCCCGCUCCAGAUGACGACCUUCAAUCCUCAGCCCAUCUCGCCUGUUGAGGAGGAAAGCGAAAGAUUCAGCCUCAUUGGUGACUUCAUGUAUGACAACACCGAGAACCAGGAGGAACUGCCCGUCCCCAACAAACUCACGUUGGAGGACUCUCCGGCGCUGACACCUCCCUCCCCCUUCCGAGAUUCGGUGGCAUCAGGCAGCUCCGUCCCCAGCUCCCCCAUCUCUGAAUCAGUGCUGUGCACCCCGCCCAAUGUAACCUAUGCUUCGGUCAUUCUGAGAGACUACAAACAAACUUCCUCAACUCUGUGA
Molecule: messenger RNA, 3666 nt
Organism: Carcharodon carcharias (great white shark)
Lineage: Eukaryota; Metazoa; Chordata; Chondrichthyes; Lamniformes; Lamnidae
Product: metabotropic glutamate receptor 1-like
Exons: 9
Coding region: 1-3666 (1221 amino acids)
Biological process (GO): G protein-coupled glutamate receptor signaling pathway; regulation of synaptic transmission, glutamatergic
Cellular component (GO): postsynaptic density membrane
Molecular function (GO): G protein-coupled receptor activity involved in regulation of postsynaptic membrane potential; adenylate cyclase inhibiting G protein-coupled glutamate receptor activity
Source: RefSeq, a predicted model, not a curated record